Molecule: messenger RNA, 651 nt
Organism: Ascochyta rabiei
Lineage: Eukaryota; Fungi; Ascomycota; Dothideomycetes; Pleosporales; Didymellaceae
Exons: 2
Coding region: 1-651 (216 amino acids)
Source: RefSeq, a predicted model, not a curated record
AUGCUGUCCCAAUCGGUCCUCGCGCUCGCGCUUGCUCCUGUCGCUCUCGCCCACUUCAACCUCAACUACCCUUCAUCUCGUGGUUUCGAUGAGGACAAGGAACCCACUUUCCCUUGCGGAGGUUACGAUACCGUGCAGUCGCAGCGCACCAACUUCCCCAUCAGCGGCGGGCCUAUACAGCUCAAAUUGGGCCACCAGCAGACCAACAUUGGUGUAUACCUGGCUGUUGGCGACAACCCUGGAGACGGCUUCAGUGUAGUGUUGUACCCUCAGUUCCAGGUAUCUGGGUUCGGCGACUUCUGCUUGGGCGACGUCAGCAUCCCUUCAAGCCUGAACGUCACCGACGGCACAAAAGCUUCCAUCCAGGUCAUCACAAACGCGCACGGCGAGGGAGGCCUCUACCAGUGCACCGACGUAAACCUGGUCAACACCCCGCUCUCCCAGUCAGACUACACUACCAACUGCAAGAACGGUACUGGAAUCUCGGUCAGCCAAGAGAACAUCUCUGGAAACCCAAACUCAACCAGCACAAGUGCGAGUGGAAGCGCCGCUGCUUCUCCUACAGCGAGCUCCACAAGCGGUGCGUCGCAAGCAAAGGCUGCCUCCUGGGUUCUGGGUGCUGUCGGUGUGGUUGGGUUGGCUAUGCUGUAG